AUUCGACCGACGUCUUGGUUUAAAGAAUCACGGGGACAAAACUUUUGACGAUGACUUGAUUUCUGCCGACUGACUGGACUGAGCCGCGGUUAUCAGCAGAAUAUUGCGCGUAUAUUGCGGAGCAAAGCGAAAUAAGCGCGAGUGAUUUGCUCCGAUUGUGCAUCGAGAGUUUGUUCGUUAAAUCUCGGGUGACAAAAGGCGGCAUUGAAAAAAAGAGAGACAUAAAACGGAGAUCUCUGUAGAUCUUCCUAGAUUAGUUAGCAGUUUAUCUUACAAAUCGAAUAGUCGGCGACGAUUCUGCUGUUCGGAUCGCAACUUUAUCGGAUUCCUUGAUCCAAGAUGAAGCGACAACAGUCUCAAGAACAGCAAAAGCUACAACAGCAGCAGCAACAGACUAUCGUGCAGGAACAACAACAACAAUACAUCCAGCAACGAACAGAAAGACAAAUUACGCGGCAACAGAUCACCAGUCAGCAGAGAGUUCAAGGGGAGAUCGUAAUGCAAACGACGCCGACGGUACCAGUAUUUACCGGUAAACCCGGCGAUCCCUCACCGGCGAUUUUCGAGCGAAUCUUUAAAAACGCGAGAUUUGCGCAGGGCGGCAAUGCGAUUUUCGAAGGUUGUGUCCGAGGUAAUCCAAAGCCGACAGUUUCUUGGACACACAAAGGAGUGCCGUUGUUAGAAUCGCGAAAAAUUCGAAUGACCUAUGACGAAAAUACUGGAACUGUCACACUCCAGAUUAAUCAGAUCGGUCCAGGGGACGAGGGUGAAUACACAUGCAAUGCAAAAAAUCAAUAUGGCGAAGCAAUUUGUUCGGUUUACAUAAAACCGGAAGGAUUCGGUCCUCCAGCGCAGCAGCUAUCGGAUAGCUAUAAGAAGGAAUUUGCGCAAAGCUUCCAGUCGAGCGAACAGAAAGUACAAACUGGAAGCCAGGUCUUUCAACAACGCAGUUAUCAACAAGCGAUAGAUAAACGAAGUUACAUUAAUGGCUCUGCUACAAGCAUUGAAGAUUUUAAGGUUGACACCUUCGAAUAUAGAUUGCUGCGCGAAUCGGAGUUUCGUGAAUCGAUCACUCGCCGAUUUGUGGGUGAAUCUGACUUGCAAAUUUCUACAAUAAUUGAUCGUACCUUGGGACCGGUUGCACCUCCGCAAAUCACUCAGAAACCCAGAAACUCGAAACUCGUCGAAGGAUCGGACGCUGUCUUCACUGCAAAGAUAACUGGCAAUCCUAAACCAAGAUUAACAUGGUUCAAAAACGGCCAGAGAAUUCGAGAUUCCCAACGCGUGGAGACAAGCUAUUCGAAUCAACAGGCUACCUUACGAAUUCGAAGCGCUCUAUCGGAAGACAGCGGUCAUUAUACACUAUUGUCUGAAAAUCCUCAAGGCUGCACUGUUAGCUCCGCUUAUUUGGCAAUUGAGUCUACCGAUCAAGUAGAUCAAGUUCCGUAUCAAGCGCAAAGAGAAUUCAUUAAAACUCAACAAGUAGAAUCGACCAUCGAGUCCACUGACUCGGGCAAGGUUCUGCCGCCGAAUUUCGUUCGCACCAUUACGGAUAGAGAAGCUACUGAAGGCAAGAUGACGCGAUUUGACUGUCGCGUAACCGGCCGUCCGUAUCCCGAAGUCACUUGGUAUAUAAAUGGCCAACAAGUCGCCAAUGACAUGACUCAUAAAAUUCUCGUAAAUGAAUCUGGUAACAAUUCAUUAAUGAUCACGAAUGUGAGUCGCGCCGACGCCGGUAUAGUAACGUGCAUUGCUCGAAACAAAGCUGGCGAAACUUCCUGCCAGUGUAACUUAAGCGUCAUUGAGAAAGAGCAAGUGGUUGCGCCAAAAUUCGUAGAACGUUUCGUUACAACAAGCGUGAAAGAAGGAGAACCCGUGAUCUUUAUGGCACGCGCAGUCGGCACGCCAAUUCCACGUAUCACAUGGCAAAAGGACGGCGUACCGAUAACGCCUGGCCUCGAAAUACGUAUAUCGAGCGACGGUAGCGGAGCUUCGACUUUGGAUAUCCCGUGCGCCAAAUUCUCAGAUGCAGCCUGGUACCAGUGCACCGCUCAAAAUGUAGCCGGCUCCACCGCAACCCGAGCGCGGCUCUACAUCGAGACGCCAAAAGGAACGGCCCCGGAACCAAGACGCCUGAAUUUACCCCGACCGACGAAAGUCAUCGAACCAGAACCAGCGCCUGGCCCCGAAGUGAUUUAUCUGAGACACGUGGAACGCGCCAAGCCUUACUUACCGCCUCCUGAAGAGGACACAGUUUAUCCGCCGCCACGUUUCAUCAUACCGCUAAGGGACGUUCAUCAAAUCGAAGGUGGACGAAUUCACUUCGAGGCCAGAAUCGAACCGGUGGGCGACCCUACUAUGAGGGUGGAGUGGUACGUCAACGGCAGAGCACUCGAUGCGAGUUCCCGAGCGACUUCCAUCUUCCGCUUCGGUUUUAUUUCUCUCGAUCUCAUUAGUAUCGUUCUUCAAGAUAGCGGCGAGUAUUUAUGCCGCGUCGUAAGCUCGACUGGUGUUGCCGAAUCUCGAGCCACCCUCAGCGUAACCCCACGAGCCACGAUUGAACAGGCAAGCCAAUACCCCGACAGCCUCCAAUAUAUCCAACAGCUCGAGGAUUACAGCAAGUACCAAAGGCAGGAGACCGUGGAGGAGACCUCUUCAAAGCAGCCGGUUUUCAUCCGCCCGCUCCAGGAUCUUGGUGAGCUACAGGAAGGUCGUAACGCCCAUUUCGAGGCGCAAUUGACACCUGUUAGCGACCCCACCAUGAAAGUGGAGUGGUACAAGGAUGGAAAACCAAUCACAGCCAGCUCAAGAAUCACUAGUAUCUUCAACUUCGGAUACGUCUCACUUAACAUACUGCACCUACGGGCUGAAGAUGCAGGUUCUUAUACUGUCAGAGCUGUGAACCGCUUGGGAGAGGCCAUCAGCUCCGCGUCUCUCCGUGUCUUCGCACGAACAAGUGUAACGACAGACUUGGGUAUCCCCGAGCAACUGAGAUAUAUCGAGGCUGCCGAGGAGUUGGAAGCGUAUCAACAGGCGAUGCACCAGAAAUACGUGCAGGAGCAGCCUGAACCGAGCAGCCCACCGGAAUUUAAAUCGCCUAUUAAGGAUCAGAGUGGCAUACGCGAAGGAGGAUUUGCUCAUUUUGAGGCGCGUCUCGAACCAAUCGGUGACGCCGACCUCCGUGUCGAAUGGCUCAAAGACGGACGACCUGUAGAAGCUAGUUCUCGGAUUACAACUUUCUUUAACUUCGGAUACGUGGCACUGACUAUCAAAUACGUAACAAUAUACGAUGUCGGCGUAUACACUUGCCGGGCUUACAACAGAGCCGGCGAAGCUCACACCACCGCUCAAAUGAGCGUAAUCAGCAAAAAUGAUGUUAUCUACGAUAGUCAACACCCUACCGGCCUUCAGAAAAUUCAGUCUCUCGAAGAUUCUGCUAGAUAUUCGCGGCAGAUUCAAGAAGAAACGCAGGUCACACAGGCACCGCGAUUCCUGGGCAAUCUUAAGGGCACUAAUAAGAUCGUGGAAGGUCAGCGGGCGCAUUUCGAAGCGCGUGUCGAACCCCAAAGUGACCUGAGCAUGAAAAUCGAGUGGUACCACAACGGCAAACCCAUUACUGCCGCUAAUAGAAUCCAGACGUAUCACGAUUUCGGAUACGUUGCCAUUGAUAUUCUUCAGGUUCGUUCCGAAGAUGCCGGCACGUAUACUGUUGUGGCUAGAAACUCUCGCGGAGAAGCUCGUUUGUCCGCUACCAUGAUUGUAGAAACGCGUUCCGGCAUAGAUACCAGCAGUAUGCACCGCGGCACUUACGAAAAAACGCAACGCUUAGAAGAGUCCAAGUUUAUCGAACCACAUUAUCAUAUUGAAGAGAUUUCCAAAUCGAAACCAAUCUUUAUUCAGCCUUUAAGCGACCCGAAACCAGUUAGCGAGGGUAAAAAUAUUCACUUGGAGUGCCGUCUGGAACCAAUGGGCGACCCGACGAUGAGAGUCGAAUGGUUCCAAAACGGACGUCCGGUCACGGUCGGCUCCAGAUUCAGAACUUACUACGAUUUCGGAUUUGUCGCACUCGACAUAGUACAUACUACUGUUUACGAUUCUGGCGAAUAUACGGUCAGAGCGACUAAUCAUCUAGGCACUGCGCAUACUUCCGCUUGCGUCAGAGUCAUCGGAAGAUCUGACGUUGUCACCGAAACGCAGAACGAACAAUCGCUCGAACAGAUACAAAUGCUGGAGGAUUCAUCGAGGUAUCGCAGAACGCAACAAGAGGAAGUCACUGUGCUGCAAGCACCUCAGUUCACUCGACCUCUGCACAACAUUGAAACAGUAGAGCUGACCAACGUUCACCUCGAAUGUCGUCUUCAACCAGUUGGUGACGCGACCAUGAAAGUCGAUUGGUUCGUCAACGGUCGGCCGGUCAAAACUGGCCACCGAUUCAGACCAUCUUACGAAUUUGAUUACGUGGCUCUAGACAUUCUUGGCGUCUAUCCUGAAGAUUCUGGCGUAUAUACUUGUCAAGCUAGAAAUCAGCUCGGCGAGGCGGUUACUUCGUGCUCCAUAAGAGUACACGCAAAGAAAGAUUUACUUCUCGAGUCUCAACAUCCCGAAGGAUUGGAAAGAAUACAGUACUUGGAGGAUGCGUCGCGAUACAAAAGGCACGAACUUGUCGACGAAGUCGUCAACGUAAAGCCGAAAUUCAUUACAAAACCGAAAAAUCAGGAAAAUCUUCGAGAAGGACAGCACGCCCAUUUCGAGUGUAAAUUGGAGCCGGUGACGGAUUCGAAUUUGAAAGUCGAGUGGUUCAAGAAUGGUCGUCCAGUAACGAUAGGGCACCGUUUCCGUCCGAUUCAUGACUUCGGUUACGUUGCAUUGGAUGUGAUUGAUUUGAUCGCCGAAGACUCUGGAACCUACACAUGUCGUGCCGUUAAUCUGGUAGGCAGCGACGAGGUGGUUUGCACUUUAACAUGUCGCUCGGGCGCACAAAUCUUAACGGAUACGCAAAACGAGCUCGGGCUUGAGCAGAUUCACUAUCUCGAAGAUAGAUCGAAAUAUCAGAGACAGGAAGUUAUUGAAGAAACCACUACUCAGGCACCGAUUUUCACGACUUCGUUGAACAAUGUCGAGAUAAAAGAGGGUCAGCGAGCACAUUUCGAAUGCAGACUAAUUCCGGUGUCCGAUGCAACGAUGAAGAUCGAAUGGUUCCACAAUAAUAAACCAGUGAAAGCGGGCUCGAGAUUUGUCGAAACAAACAGCUUCGGUUUCGUCGCUCUCGACAUUAUGUACGCAUAUCCCGAAGAUUCUGGAACGUAUACCUGCAGAGCUAAGAAUAUUAUUGGUGAAGCCAUCACUUCUGCAACUGCUAUCGUUCACUCCAAAAAAUCGAUCUACACGGAAACUCAAAACGAGGAAACUCUUCUACGUCUUCGCUCAUUGGAGGAUACGUCUCGCUAUCAACGUAAAACCACAACCGAGGAAAUUGUUACACAAGCUCCAGUCUUUACGUUGCCAAUAAAAGAUCUUCGUGUUGCUGAGAAUCAGGCAGCGCAUUUCGAAGCACGCGUUAUCCCAGUUGGAGAUCCUAAACUCAAAGUGGAAUGGCUGCGCAAUGGAGUUCCUAUCUCAGCUUCGAAUCGUGUGACGACCAUGCACGACUUUGGAUAUGUCGCCUUAAACAUGAAGUACGUUAAUCCGGAAGAUUCAGGCACUUAUACGUGUCGCGCGACAAACGAGCUUGGAGAAGCAGUCACUUCAGCAACACUAUUCGUCCAAUCCAAAGCAGCCUUGCAGUUUGAAACACAACACGAGAGCGCUUUAUCGAAACUCCAAGCCCUGGAGGAUACCACGAAAUAUCAACGUCGUGAGGAGGAAGAGAUCGUGGUAAAAGACAAGCCAUCCUUUACGGUUCAAUUGAACGGACCUACCAGUCUAGUCGAAGGUCAAAGCGCACACUAUGAGUGCCGCAUAGAACCUUAUCCCGAUCCCAACAUGAAGGUGGAAUGGUUCCACAAUGGCAAACCAUUAUCCACCGGUCAUAGGUAUAGAACGACCUGUGACUUUGGAUUCGCAUCGUUGGACGUGUUGACUGUGUAUGCCGAGGAUUCGGGCACAUAUACUUGUCGAGCCACCAAUAAAUUGGGAUCGGCGACAAGCUCGAUUAAUCUUGACGUGAAAUCCCGGGCAUCGAUUAUUCGCGACACACAGCAUGAGAGCGCGUUGAAAAAGAUACAAUAUCUCGAAGACGAUUCGAGAUACAAACGCGUGGUUGAAGAAGAUGCGAUCAUCGCCGAGAAGCCCGCUUUUGGACGACCGCUAAAGAAUAUCGAACAUCUCCCGGAAGGCAAAAACGCUCAUCUCGAAGCUACAUUGACACCUGUGAACGAUCCGACAAUGGUCGUCGAGUGGUUCAGAGACGGACGUCCCGUUCCUCAGGGACACAAAUUUAAAACAACCUACGAUUUUGGAUACGUCGCUCUCGAUAUUCUUUACGCUUACCCUGAAGAUUCGGGUACUUACAUGUGUAAAGCGAGGAACGCCGUUGGCGAGGCAGUCACUACGUGUGUGAUUAGCAUAGAUUCAAAACAAGGCUUAUACCUUGAUACUUUGGAUGCUCAACGUCUGCAAAAGAUUCGAGAAUUGGAAACUGUCGAAAUCAAAGAAGAGGUUGAAAAGGAGGUUAUUCAUCAAAAACCUGUCUUUUUAACGCCGUUGAACAAUCUGGAUCACCUCAAAGAAGGCGAACAUGCUCAUCUGGAAUGUCGUGUGGAGCCAAUUAACGAUCCAAACUUGAAAAUCGAAUGGUUUGUCAAUGGAGUCGCGAUUAAAACUGGUCAUCGCUUCCGUACUACACACGAUUUUGGCUAUGUGGCUCUUGAUAUCCUUUAUACUUAUCCCGAAGAUUCGGGUACUUACAUGUGUAAAGCAACAAAUUUGGCUGGCGAAGCCGUUAACACCUGCACUAUCAAAGUUGGCUCCCGACGAAGUAUUCUUUUGGACACUCAACAUCCCGAUGGCCUAGAAAAGAUUCGAGAGUUAGAAGCUCAGGGUCAUCCUGCACGAUUAGAAGUCGAAGAACCGAUAGCAACACCACCAAGAUUUGUCACUGAGCUUAGGGGCACAACCGAGGUAUACGAAGGACAGACCGCUCAUUUCGAGUGUCAAGUGGAGCCUUUGCACGAUGCUAAUCUAAGAAUCGAAUUCUUCCACAAUGGAAAACCAUUACCGUCGGCAGCGCGUUUCCACGUCACUUUCGAUUUCGGAUACGUGGCUCUAGACAUUGGUCAUGCCGUACCCGAAGACGCGGGACAAUACUCUGUACGAGCGAUAAAUGCUCUGGGACAGUGUAAAUCAUCCAUCGAGCUCAAAGUAAUCCCGCGAGAUAACAUUAUUCUGGAUUCCCAACGACCCGAGGGCCUGGACAAGAUCCGGGAACUCGAAGCUCAACAACCGUGGAAGAGACCGGAUGUGCCAGAGCCUCAAACUCGGCAGCGACCGGUCUUCACUCAACCCUUGCAAAAUAUCGACAGCAUUGCCGAGGGUCAUACCGCGCAUUUCGAAUGCAGGCUCAUUCCUGUGGGCGAUCCUAUGCUCAAAGUCGAAUGGUUCAGAAACGAAGUGCCCCUCGAGACAAGUUCGCGAAUUACAAAAGUGCACGAUUUUGGCUUUGUAUCUCUGGACAUCGCUCACGUACGUGACGAAGAUGAGGGUGUUUACAUGUGUCGCGCUUCUAAUCCACUCGGUGAAGCGGUUACCACGGCUUCGAUGAAAAUCAAAAGCAAGGCAAGCAUACAACUAGAUACUCAGCAUCCGGAAGCACAGCGUAGAAUUGCUCAGCUGGAAGCCAAGGAGGUUGGACGUCCUGAACAGCCGGAAAAGAUCUUUGAUAAACCGAUUUUCACGCAAUUACUAACCGGGCCAACUGAACUCUGGGAAGGACAAAUGGCUAGAUACGAAUGCAGAGUUGUUCCUGUUGGCGAUGCGAGUUUGAGAUUCGAAUGGUACAUAAACGGAGUCGAAUUAAAAAUGGGUUCACGCUUCCACGUAAGUCACGACUUCGGAUACGUAACGUUAGACAUUCUGAAAGUCAUCCCCGAAGACUCCGGAAUGUAUACUUGCAAAGCGAUCAACAACGCGGGGGAGGCGGUAUCGUCGAUUUCUCUGAAAGUAAGAGCGCGUUCAGCCAUCGAUUCCGAGAGCAUACAAGCGGACGCAUGGCAGAAGAUUCAAUUGAAGGAAGCGGAAAUGAACAGAGUGCCGGAAAUGUUUGUCGACACAACGCCGCAGCAAGCACCAGUUUUCACUAAGCAUCUUGAGAGUUUCGAUAAACUGAUAGAAGGUCAACAUGUUUAUUUAGAGGCGCAGGUGGAGCCGCGAGCCGAUCCAAAUUUAAGAGUAGAAUGGUUCAAAAACGGUAUGCCUCUUCAGACUGGAACCAGGAUUCGUAGUACUUUCGACUUCGGCUUAGUAACACUAUCAAUCAACGGUCUAAGACCCGACGAUUCUGCAAUUUAUACUUGCAAGGCGACUAAUCUUUUGGGAGAAGCUGUGUCAACCUGCAGCUUGAAAAUUUCCGAUCGACACUGGUUAUUGGGAGAUACUUUGCAUCCCGACGCUCUGCCGAAGAUCGAUGCUCUGGAGCAGCCUCAGAUAACUUCUACUGAGCAACCGGAACCUAUUUACGAAGAACCGGUGUUUAUCACUCAUUUAAACAACGUGGAAUGCAUCGAAGGCGAUAACGCUCACUUCGAGUGCAACGUAGAACCAUCGAAAGAUCCAACAAUGAAAAUCGAAUGGUUCUUAAAUAGUAAACCUUUACCGACCGGCGCGAGAUUUAAGAGCACUUAUGAUUUUGGCUAUGUGGCUUUGGAUUUGAAUCACGCUUACGAAGAGGAUUCUGGCAUAAUUACCGUUAAAGCGACAAACUCAAAAGGAAGUGCGCAGACGUCGGGUACUUUGAAGUGCACCAGCAAACAAAAUAUCUAUCUGCAAACGCAACAUCCACAAGGAGAAGCCGGACUUGAGAAAGUGAAAGAGGCUGAGGACGCUUAUCUAUCGAAAUACAAGAGACCACAGGAAGCUCCUGAACACGAAUAUCCAAAACCGAUCUGGACCGUACCUCUUCUGCCUGAAUUUAAACUUGGAGAAUCCGAACCGUUACAUUUAGAAGGACAAGUCGAGCCAAAAGACGAUCCGAACUUAAAGAUCGAUUGGUACUUUAAUGGAAAACCCUUAGAACACGGUUCGCGAUUUAAAAUGACUAGCGAUUUUGGAUUUGUCACUUUGGAUUUAACAGACGUUUAUGAGCGUGACUCCGGUAUUUACACUUGCAAAGCAUAUAAUAAAGCGGGCGAAGCCUUCACAUCGACAACAAUUUACUGUUCCACGAAGGAAAAUAUCAUCGAAAAGUCGCAGCAUCCUAAAGGCAAGGAGGGUCUCGAAGCAAUUCAAGAUCUCGAGGAGUCUUUGAAACGGCAAGAAGGUGUUCCACCGGGAGAUGAAGAAGGUCAACCACCUAUGUUUACGUCACAAUUUGAGAAUUUGACCAAUUUAUCGGAGGGAGAAAUCGCUCACUUUGAAGCGUCGCUCAUUCCUACUGGCGACCAAACUAUGGUAGUUGAAUGGUUCUACAAUGGCAAAUCUUUAGAAGCUAGUCAUCGCACGAGGACCGUUUACGCUUUCGGCAUGGUUGUCCUCGAGGUUCUCGGCACUAAAAUCGAAGAUUCGGGCACUUAUACUUGUAGAGCCACCAAUAAAUGGGGUAAAGCAGAAAUCAGCGUAGAACUGGAAUGCAUUGACAAAUCCAAGGGACAAAAACCGAAAUUCACCACGCAUAUUCAGUCUUUAGAAGGUUUGAAGGAUGGCCAAUCGGCUCACUUUGAGUGCACGUUAAUUCCUGUGGGCGAUCCUCACAUGAAAGUCGAGUGGUUCCACAAUGGAAAGCCUCUCCGGCACUCCUCGCGCUUUAAGAUGGUCUCUGAUUUCGGCUUCGUAGUUAUGGACAUCGCCGGAGUGAUGUCUCACGACACCGGCGAAUACGUUUGCAAAGCUAGCAACAAAUACGGCGAAGAUUAUACAAAAGCCAAGAUUAAAUGCUUCGGCAAGAGCGGGGUUUAUUUAGAUUCCCUGCAACCAGAUUCUCUCGCUAGAAUUCGAGAGCUCGAAAGUUACAGCGGAGAACAACCGACUACACCUACAACUCCCGUCGCCGAACCACCGAGAUUUAUCACACAAAUCACUGACAUUACGAAGCUGGUAGAAGGACAAUCUGCACAUUUCGAGGCUAGACUGACUCCGGUGACUGAUCCCGACUUGAAAGUCGAGUGGUAUUACAAUGGCAAAAAGCUUCCCCACGGCCAUCGAUAUCGUACUUUCCACGACUUCGGCAUCGUUAUCCUGGACAUUCUCUAUUGUUACGAAGAGAACUCCGGGAUUUACGAGUGCAGAGCCGUUAACAAGUACGGCGAAGAUUCUACAAAAGCAACGCUCAAGUGCUUCUCCAAGACUAAUCUUGUCUUGGAGUCGCAACUUCCGAAAGGUAUGGAAGGCGGUCUAGAAAAAAUCCAAAAUCUCGAAGAUUCGAUGAUACGUACGAAAGAUGAGAAAACUGUUGAAGAACGUGGCAAGGCUCCAGUAUUUACUGUGCCUUUAAGUAAUAUCGAUGGUCUACGCGAGGGAGAAAGCGCGCAUUUUGAGGCACGACUAAUACCUACGGACGAUCCAAAAUUAAAGGUCGAAUGGUUCUGGAAUGGUAAACCAUUGCGAACGGGAUCUCGCUUCCGCACUUUCUGCGAUUUUGGUUUCGUCAUUUUGGAAAUUUCUCCUAUUUAUCCAGAAGAUUCCGGUGAAUAUAGUUGCAGAGCGACAAAUGAUUAUGGUGAAGCAGUGACGACAUGCACGAUGAAAUGUACGGGCAAGCGAAGCAUUAUUUUGGAGUCACAGCUACCCAAAGGUAUGGAAAGUACAAUCGAUAAAAUCGCCGAAUUGGAGGGCCUUGUUCCGGGUCCGGGUCAAGCUAGUCCCGAGGAUGAUACCGGAAGACCGCCAGAAUUCAUCACGACUCCUUCCGACCUGACUUUGGCUGAGAACUCUCUUGCUCAUUUCGAGUGUCGAUUACAACCAAUUAAUGACUCUAGCAUGAGAGUCGAAUGGUUCCAUAACGGCAAGCCUCUUCUCGCUGGCAGUAGAAUCAAAACAAUUCACGACUUUGGUUUCGUCAUUCUAGAAGUCGCGAACUGUUAUCAACGCGAUUCCGGUUUAUACACUUGUAAAGCCACCAAUCGCCACGGCGAAGCCACGGUGUCAUGCAAGCUUCAAGUCCGUGGACGUCAAGGUAUCAUCUUGGAGCCUCAAUUGCCAAGCAAUUUCAAAACCGGCACGGAAAGCAUUCAGAAAUUGGAAGAAUCUUUAUACAAAAGAGACGAGAUUUUGGCGGAAGAAGAAACACCGAAUCCGCCGAAAUUCACUGUCGAACUUAAAGAUAUCGAAGUCGAAGAAGCUGGACCAAGUCACUUCGAUUGUAGAGUCGAGCCUGUGGGCGAUCCUUCCAUGCGCAUCGAUUGGUUCCAUAACGGCCGGCCCUUCGCGACAGGCUCUCGAGUACAUCAGAUUAAUGAUUUCGGAUUUAUAUCACUGGAUAUGUCGUACACAUACGCACGAGACAGCGGCGAAUACGUUUGCAGAGCUACCAACAAAUGGGGCUCUGCUACUACUAAAGCCACCAUCACUUGCAAAUCCAAGAAAACAAUAGAUUUCGACUCUCAACUGCCAUCGGGAAUGAGUGGCGAAAAGUUAAAAGAAUUGGAGCGAGGACCGGUCUCUCAAGCCCCUGCACCGGAAGCACCGCGACAACCUCCUCAUUUCAUCACGCAAAUUCAAUCAGCGACAGUAGACGAGGGUGAACCGGUUAGAUUCGAAUGCCGUGUCGAGCCUAAAGAAGAUCCAAAUCUACGCAUUGAGUGGUACAGAAAUGGUAAAGUGAUACCCGCCGGACACAGAUACAGAUCGGUUUACGAUAUGGGAUUCGUGUCGAUGGACAUCUUGUACGUCUAUCCCGAGGAUUCUGGUGAAUAUGUUUGCAAAGCCAUUAACGAUCUUGGAGAAGACACCACUCGAGCUGCCGUAUCUUGCAAAAAAUUGCCGAGCAUUAUUCUACAAAAUCAAGUGCCAAAGGGUAUGAAAAAAUCUGAGGCACUAAUGCAAAUGGAAGCGACAAUUAAAAAAUAUACUUCGGAAGUUCAUUUAACCGAGGAUGAUUUAUAUGACGCGGACAAAAAACAGCCGCCUCGUUUUGUUACACAGAUUCUGGAUCAGACCGAUCUCGUUGAAAUGAAUAGCACCAAGUUCGAGUGCCAAUUGGCUCCCGUGGGUGAUCCAAACAUGAAAGUUGAAUGGUUCUUCAACGGAAAACCGUUGCCUCAUAAAAAUCGAUUCACGCCUAUUUACGACUUCGGCUACGUAGCGAUGAACUUUGGUUGGGUCUAUCCAGAGGAUAGCGGCGAAUAUUUAUGCAGAGCCACGAAUCUUUACGGAAUGGACGAGACUAGGGCUAUAAUCAGAACCGCAGGAAAACCAGGAAUUAUCUACGAAUCUCAGCUUCCAAAAGGCAUGAAGAGUAUCGAGAAAAUCAGAGAAAUGGAAGCAGCAUGGCAGAUCGUGCCCGAAGAAGAAGGCGAAGAAGAAAAGGUACGUUCGGCGCCUGUUUUCGUGAGUAAACCAGAACCGGUAACCGUCGAAGAAGGCGACUGGUCUAGAUUCUGCUGUCGAGUCACUGGACAUCCAAGGCCUCGAGUUAUGUGGAUAAUCAAUGGACAUACAGUAGUUAACGGAUCCCGCUAUAAAUUAACGUAUGAUGGCAUGUAUCAUCUGGAUAUCCCCAAAACCAGACAAUACGACCAUGGUAAAGUGGAAGUGAUAGCAAGAAGCUCUGUCGGCGAAACACGUACAGAAACCACUCUAACAGUGAAGCAACGAAGCGACGACUACCGUGGUGUAUUGAAAAAUUCGCCGAGACCCUGGUACGAUUAUGGGCUAACACAGUACCAGACCGAGCGUCAAAACACAGAAUUGGAACGCGUGUUUGACGAACGCCACCAAAGCGUUUCUCAAGGUAUCGGAAUUGCCACGGAGCAUCUUAGCCCGAAAGUUAUCAAAGAGCCUCAAACUGAAUGGCAGAAAUCUGUCAAGAGCAAGAAGAAUGAAGAUUAUUAUAAUAAAUUGAUGAAUCUUGAGGAGGAACAAGUGCUCAAAGAAAGCAGAUUAAGAGAGGCUUCUCAUCAGUUCGCCAUUCCUGGCGACAAGGUCGUUUCACAUUCUUUAGCAAAGGGAAUGGCUCAAAAGUAUGAAGAAAAUUUAGAGGAACAACCUCAGGAACCAGCAGAACCACCUCCGAAAUACGUAAAGAAACCGUUUGUUACCGAGAUAGAUAUAGAUACAGAACGCGUUAAAACUUCCGGAAAGUAUCCUCCAGAACCAUCGGAAUCCACGGUUCAUGGUCGCGAAGUUCACGUAGCUAAACAAAAGCAAACACAAAAGGAAGUGAAGGGCGAUUUAGAAAUAACGAGAAAGAUUACAGCAACGGAGACUACAGAAGUAGAACACAAAGCAAAGACGCAGGAACGUGUGGUUCAGGGUCAAGUUAAACCCGCUAAACCGCCUGUCUUCACGAAAAAAAUUCAACCUUGCAGAGCAUUUGAACAAGAACAAGCCAAAUUUGAGGUUGAAUUUGACGGCGAUCCACUACCGACCAUCAAAUGGUAUCGUGAAGAUUUUCCCAUACAAAACUCAGCCGAUCUCCAAAUUUAUACCUUCAGCACCAAAUCGGUGUUAGUCGUCAGACAAGUCUUUAUGGAAGACUCUGGUGUCUUUUCCGUCAUCGCCGAGAAUAGAGGAGGAAAAGCUAAAUGCAGCGCCAAUUUGGUCGUGGAAGAACGCCGAAGACAACCUGGACGGGGAGGCGCGGUGCCACCUAGUUUCCUAUCCACGAUCCAAUCUACUGCUGUAGCUACAGGACAGCUCGCCAGAUUUGAUGCCAAAAUCACCGGUACUAAACCUCUGGAUGUUUAUUGGCUCAAGAAUGGUAAGAAAGUAACGGCAGAUAUUCGUUACAAGACAUUGGAAGAAGACAACACUUAUACGCUUUUGAUUCUGGAAACAGUGCCGGAAGACACUGGCAAAUAUGAGUGUGUUGCGAUCAACAGUGCUGGAGAAGCACGUUGCGAAGCGGAAUGUGCCGUUCGCGGACCUCAAUCUCCAACGAAAGUCGCGAAACCCACUACUCCGACAAUGGAAAAAGCGCCAACUGUCCUGGAACCAUUAAGAGAUCAAACUAUUAAAGAAGGAACUUCUGUCGCUUUCGCCUGCAGGAUUACAGGAAAGCCUGUUCCUACCGUGCAAUGGAAGAAAGCUGAUAAGGUGAUUAAACCGUCAAAGUACUUCCAAAUGCAGAAAGAAGGUGAUUUUUGUACUCUGAGAAUUUCUGAAGCGUUCCCCGAAGAUGAAGGUGUUUACAAAUGCAUUGCUAAAAAUCCUGCCGGCGAGGUCACGACAUCCGCCAACCUCAGAGUUCUCGCGCCUGAAACAACUGACGUUUUGCCAAAACUGACACCUCUAAAGGAUCAAAUAGUCGUAGAAGGACAGCCGGCUCAAUUUAAAACUCAAGUGAGUCCAGCAAAACCUAAGCCGACGAUUCAGUGGUAUCGAGAGGGUGCCUUGAUCCCGCAAUCACCAGACUUCCAGAUGAUUCAUGAAGGCAACAAUGCAGUGCUACUUAUAGCAACCACUUACGAGGAGGAUACUGGCACCUUCACCUGCCGCGCUACAACCUCAGCUGGUACUGUAGAAACGUCCGCCAAACUCAUCGUCAAAAAGAGAAAAGAAGCUUAUUACACGGUUCCCGCGGAAACGGGUGCUAAUAUAGAAGUAAAUGAUCAGGAUUUGAGGGAAGAUAUCAUUUUGAAAUCCUUAACAUUGGCCGAAAAUUUAUCACUUGAAGCACAGCUUCAACCAGGCAAUGAAUCGUUGCCUUGGCGGAAAGAACGCGUCCAGCAUCGACCUCGAACCAGUGACACGCUUCCAUGGCGAAAAGUAAAAACAAAAUCGAGAGAUUCUUCUUUGGAUAAACUUCAAGCUUUUGAAAGCCAAAUAAAACCAUGGACUGAGGAAGAAGUAGUUUUAAAAAAAACUUCUAAGGUUACCAAAGAUGUAACAAAAGAAAAAUUAGAAGAAGUUGAAUUAAAACCGACAAAAAUUGAAAAGAAAGAAAUCCACGGACCAAGUCUAGAAACUGUCAAAUUGAAACCCGUACCUAAAGAUACGACACACAUUAUAACAACCGAAGAAGGAAUUACACGUCAUGACGACACUGCAACUGAAUUUUACAAAGAGGAAAUAGAUACAACUUUAUUAAAAACAUCACAACGUUUAGACGAGACUGUGUCAAGAAAAGAAAAAAGCGAAGAGCUAAAACCAUGGACAGAAGAACAAAUUAUAUUAAAGAAAACAAAACCAAAGACAAAACAAAUUUUGGAAGAUACUAUAGAAAAGAUGGAUUACACCGAACAAGAGGACAAGUCUUUGCUUACAAUUUCAAAGGACGAAGAAACGCAAAAAAUAAAGAAAGAAAAGUCUAUUAUAGAGAAAGGACCAGAACAGGCCAAACCUUGGACAGAAGAAAAAAUUGCUCUAAAGAAAGCAAAACCAGAAAGAAAGGAGAUACCUAAAGAAACACUUGAAACCGUUGCACUAAAACCUUCGCAAAAAAUAAAACAAGACAUCGUAAAAACAACUUUAGAAAAAGUGGAUCUUAAACCAAUUUCCAAGGAAGAAUCCGAAGUAAUUUCAGUAGAAGAAGUUACGCAGAUUUCUACAAUUCAAGAAGCGAGAAGGACGAGCAAAGACAUAGAUAAGAUAACUAUAGAUAAAGAGGAUAAAACAAAACCAUGGACAGAAGAGAAAAUUACUUUGAAAAAAUCUAAACCUGUCCAAAAAGAAAUUAAAAAAGAGGUAAUAGAAACGGUAGAAUUAAAACAAUCUAAACCUAUUAAGCAGGUAUUUCGAAAGCCGAGCUUGGAAAAAGUAGAUUUGAAACCUGUCAUAAAAGAAAAGACAGAUGUAAGUGAUUAUAUUGAGCAGGAAGAUACUACAUUACUUCAAGUUUCAACUGAGACACAUGACAUUGCUAAAUUAAAACCGUCAAAACUACGCACAAGUGAAAAAUUAACGCAAAAAGAAAAAGAUGACGUCAAAGAUGUAAAAACAUAUGCUGAGGAAGAAGACACUACCUUGCUUAAAGUUACAUCAGAGCAUGAAACUACUAUUAAUAUUGAUAAAAAAGUAAAAAAGCAAACAGAAAUUCCACAAGAAAAACCACAGUCAAAGCCAUGGACGGAAGAAAAAGUAAUUUUAAAGAAAACUAAACCAGAACAAAAAGAAAUACUCAAAGAAACUCUUGGAGAAGUAUCAUUAAAACCAGUAUCUCGAGUAGAUAAAGAAUCGAAAGAAGAAAUUAUAGAAAAAAUUGAUUUAAAACGUGUAAAAACAAAAACUACAAAUUUAAUUGAUAUUAAAAAGCCACAAGAAAAAGCACCAUAUCACGAAGAAGAGGAUAAAAUUAUUAUUGAAACAAGUAAAGAUGUCGAAUCUACUGAAACAACUAAAAGUGGAAAAAAAAUCAUUGAAAGCACAUCAUAUAAAGAAAAAGAAGAUAUUGCAAUUCUUGCCAUCGAUAAAACGGAUGAAACAAUUGAGAAAUCAGCAAAAAAAGAGAUACCAGUGCCAUGGGUUAGAGGUAAAAAAGCAAAAGAGAAAAAAGAAGUUACAGAAAUAAAACCAAUUCAAGUAACUAAACCCGAAACUGAACUGAAAGACGAAAUGCCUAUGGAAAUUUCAGAAACUCCGUGGCGUCGUAAACCAAAACCUUCAACAAUUCAAAUGGAAAUUAAACCAGAAGAAACCGCACCUGAAAAAGAGAAGUUUGAAGAAAAGGCAGAAUUACCAUGGAAACGUGGAAAAAAGUCAACAAUUAUUAAACUAACAGAACCAGAAAAAUCGGAAGAGCCAAUAAAAGAUGACAUUAAAGAAAUAUCUGAAAUAACAUGGAGGAAACCCGAAAAACGUAAAACAAAAAUUGCUGUUAAAGAAGAACCGACGCCUCAGAUAGAAGAUUUUACAUCCAUUAUAUUAAAACCGGCAAAACGAUUAGAAAAACCUGAAGAACAGGAGUCAACAGAAGAAAUUGUACUUAAACCAGUAAAACAAGUACCUAAAAAAGAAGACGAAGUAUCAGCAAAAGUUAGUCUUAAACCAAUUACAAAACAAAAACCAGAAAUAGAAACUCAGCAUGAAAAAAUCGAAACUCAGCCUGAAAUUACUAAUGGAGAUGUAUCUACUCAGAAAGCAGAUUUACCGUGGAGACGAAGAAAGAAACCAAUUCCAAAUGAGGAGAAACCCGAAGAGGUCAAAUUAAAACCAGUGAAAAAAAUAGAAAAACCUCAAGAACCAAAACCUGAAGAAGUCGUAUUAAAACCUGUUAAAAGGCUUCCUAAAGAGGAAGAAACAAAGGAACAAAUUGUUCUGAAACCAGUAGAAAAGGAAAAACCUGAAGAAAAACCCGAGGAAAUUCGAUUGAAACCUGCGAAAAAGAAAGAGAAACCCGAAGAACCGAAAUCUGAGGAAGUCGUAUUAAAACCUGUUAAAAAGCUUCCUAAAGAGGAAGAAACAAAGGAACAAAUUGUUCUGAAACCAGUGGAAAAGGAAAAACCUGAAGAGAAACCCGAGGAAAUUCGAUUGAAACCUGUGAAAAGGAAAGAGAAACCCGAAGAACCGAAACCUGAGGAAGUCGUAUUAAAACCUGUUAAAAGGCUUCCUAAAGAGGAAGAAACAAAGGAACAGAUUGUUCUAAAACCAGUGAAGAAGGAAAAACCUGAAGAGAAACCCGAAGAAGUUCGAUUAAAACCUGUGAAAAGGAAAGAGAAACCCGAAGAACCGAAACCCGAGGAAGUCGUUUUAAAACCUGUUAAAAGGCUUCCUAAAGAGGAAGAAACAAAGGAACAGAUUGUUCUGAAACCAGUGGAGAAGGAAAAACCUGAAGAGAAACCUGAGGAAAUUCGAUUGAAACCUGUGAAAAGGAAAGAGAAACCCGAAGAACCGAAACCUGAAGAAGUCGUAUUAAAACCUGUUAAAAGGCUUCCUAAAGAAGAAGAAACAAAAGAACAAAUUGUUCUGAAACCAGUAGAGAAGGAAAAACCCGAAGAGAAACCCGAGGAAAUUCGAUUAAAACCUGCGAAAAGGAAAGAGAAACCCGAAGAACCGAAACCUGAGGAAGUCGUAUUAAAACCUGUUAAAAGGCUUCCUAAAGAAGAAGAAACAAAGGAACAGAUUGUUCUAAAACCAGUGAAGAAGGAAAAACCUGAAGAGAAACCCGAAGAAGUUCGAUUGAAACCUGUGAAAAGGAAAGAGAAACCCGAAGAACCGAAACCCGAGGAAGUCGUUUUAAAACCUGUUAAAAGGCUUCCUAAAGAGGAAGAAACAAAGGAACAGAUUGUUUUGAAACCAGUAGAAAAGAAAGAAGAACCAACAAUAAAACCAGUACCUGAAAUGAUUUCCGAGAAGAUCGAUGAUAAACCAGUUGAAGAUAAACCAACUGAAACAGCUGCAGUUUCUUGGCGGCGUAAUAAGCGAACGAAAAAAGUCGUUGAUUUUAAAGAGGAAGUUACAAUAGUUCCUAUCGAUCAAGAAGAAUCGGUUGCAGAGAUUUUCGAGGAAAAAGAAUCAACGGUAAUUAUUACUGAGGAUGAUGAAAAACAAAUACAAGUAGAACCUGUGGCACUGUACGACGAAGAAAAAAUAACGGAGGAAGUGACUGCAACAAGCGAAGUGUCAUGGAGGAAAAAGAAACAAGAUCGAAAAAAGGUAGAAGAAAAGAAAGAAACUAUUAUAUUAAAGCCUGUCGAAAAAAUAAAGGAAAUAAAACCAAAAGUUGAACAGCCCGAAGAACAGGUACCAACUUUAGUUAAAGAUGAUAAGUUACCUGAAAUAGUUGAAAGAGAUAUAAUUCAAUUAAAACCAGUCUCUAAAAAGAAAGGAAAGAAAGAAGUAGUAUUAGAAGAAAAGUCCAAUGAAGAGGAAAUUGUAAAAUUAAAAUCUAUAAAGUUCGAAGAACAAAUUGCAAAAGUGUCGGAACAGAAAGAUGAAACUAUUGUAUCUAGCAAAAUGGAAAUAGUACCUGAAAAAGUUAGUACAAAAACUGAGGAAAUUAAAGAGACUGUUGAAGACGUUGUAUUGCAAGUUAAGAAAGAUAUAACGCAAGUAGAAGACCGUAAACGAAAACGUAGACAACGUACUCAAGUCGAUAUAUCUAUUAUGGAUAAAGAUAAAACUAUUGCUCCACGGUUCAUCCAAAAAUUACAACCUGUUAUUGCGGAAUUGGAAAAACCUGCCAAGUUUACGUGCACUGUCAUAGGAAACCCUGUCCCCGAAAUUUCUUGGUAUAAAAACGAACAAGAACUCCAUGCAAGUGAAAAAUAUACAAUGACAAUAUUUGAGACAACGGCAACUUUAGAAAUCACAAAAGUUAAAGAAGAAGAUGCUGGAAUGUACUCUUGCAGAGCGUCCAAUCCGGCUGGAGUGGCAACAUCGACUGUCAAUCUUGUGAUAUUCGAAAAAGAAGAGGAAGGCAUAGCACCGCAUUUUUCAACGCCGAUUAAACCGCUAAUGGUUGAAGAACAUACGCCUGCCUUAUUAGAAUGCGUUGUAACUGGUACACCAGUACCUGAAGUAAAAUGGUACCGCGGUGAGAAAGAAGUGAAACCAAACGAAAAGACCGAAAUAAUCUUCAAUCCGGAAACUGGAGAUGCCAAGCUUAAAAUCUUAGAACCAACAUCCGAAGACGAAACAAUCUAUCGCGUUCGUGCUAUAAAUAAAUACGGUCGCGCUGAAUGCAGAGCUAAUUUAGUGAUCAGUAACAUCGUUAAAGUAAGCAAACCAAUUAUUCUUAGAGCACCGCGAAUUACACGACCUUUACCUGCGCUCGUAGCAGAACGCGGAAAGCCUCUGCAGCUUUUGGCUGAUUUCGAAGGUGUACCGAAGCCAGAAGUCAAAUGGUUCCGAAAUGGCAUUGAAAUUACACCGACUGACAAACGUAAGAUAAAUGUCUAUGAGAAUACUGCCGAAUUAAUUAUAUCUGACGUCACAAAAAAAGACAGUGGCAAAUACGAAAUCAGAGCCCAGAACGAAGUCGGUGAAGCAAGAAGCUCAAGUUCUGUUACUAUUAAAGAACGCAAAGAUAGUACAGACGAAGUAAUCGCACCGAUGUUUGUGGAACCUAUUCAGCCUCAACUCGUUGCAGAAGGAGAAGUUGUUAUCAUGGAAACACGAGUAGAAUCAUAUCCGACAGCAUCCUUCCAAUGGUUUCAUGAAAGCAAACCUCUUGAAUCGACACCACAGGUGAGAAUCGUAACUCAAGAGAAUCGAUCGAUCUUGUUGGUGAAAAAAGUUAAACCAGAACUUGCCGGUAGCUAUACUUGUCGUGCCGAAAAUGUCGGUGGCUCAGUCACUUGUACAGCCACCGUUAACAUCAUAGAAACAACAUGGGAAGAGGCAACUGAACUAAUUUCACCGACAUUCGUUAAGAGACUUUCACCUGUAAGAGUAAUGGACGGCGAAAGUGUUAAUUUAACCUGCGUCGUUGAAGGAAAACCGACGCCCAGAGUAGAGUGGUACCAUAACGAUAAACCAAUUAAAGAAGGCAAAGAAAUUACGAUUGUCCAAGACAUGGAGGGUGUAUGUAGCCUAGCCAUUACCGAAGUAUUCCCGGAGGAUGCAGGAGAAUACACUUGUCGCGCUGUAAAUCCUGUUGGCGAAGCUGUCUGCAUGUCAUCGCUCGUCGUAGAAGCCUACGAGUAUGUACCUGACUCGGAAAUUGCAUCUUCGAUCGUUGCAACAUCCCUUACCACAGGAUCAGAAGAAGAUCUUUUAUCUCCAAAAGAAACUCCUAUUUUCGACACUGAUGUAGAAGAAUCUGCACCAGAGAUAAUUAAAGCGCUUCCUCAGUUAGUUCCUACCAAAGAUGGGGAAUUAACUAGAUUGGAAGUAAAAGUGAGAGGUAAACCAAAACCGGAAGGAAAAUGGUAUAAGCAAGGCGUAGAAAUUGUUUCAUCGCAAGAAUUCCAAAUUGAAGAAUUCGAAGAUGGCACAUCGGUUCUGACAAUUGCCGAAACUUUCCCCGACGAUACCGGUGAAAUCGUAUUUGAAGCUCAUAAUGCACUUGGUGUAUCGACUACAACGGCAUAUUUAUCAGUAGAAGGUAUACUCGGAACAAAAGCAUACCGAAAACCAGAAUGGGUCACACAGAUGGAAGAAAUGCAGGAGGCUCUUAAAGCCACGCAAGCUGUCCCACGAUUUAUUCAAGAGAUAACGGACAUUUAUACGAAAGAAGGAGAUACUGCUUUGUUUGAAUGUGUUUAUUCUGGAAAUCCCAAACCAGAUGUUGUUUGGUAUAAAAAUGAUAAACUUAUACUGAACACGGAGAAUGUAAAAGUGCGGUUAUUCGAAAAAGAAAAUAAAACUACUCUAACGAUAAAGCGCGCUACCAAAGAGGAUGAUGCCACAUAUAUUUGUAAAGCUACAAGCGAAAUUGGUAUGAUAACAACAAAAGCCAAAUUGCGUGUGGAUACUGUAAGCGAAUCAAAACCAAUGCCGGACGACGUAAUCAAAGAAGAAGAAAAGCCAGACACAAAGCAGAAGAAACAAGAAGAAAAACCACAUAAAAAGAAGAAGCCUGAGCUAAAGAAAGCGAAAGAAAUCAAAGAAAAAGUAAAGGUUGAACGUAUCAAAAUCGAGAAGGAAGAAAUCCAUGAAGAGAAGCUUAUACCAAAAGAACAAAUAGAAGAAAAAAAAAUUGUUGAUAUUGAAGAGACUCAAUUAUUGGAAACUACAAAAAUCAUAGAGGAGAAACCUGAAGAGAUUUCUAGAGCACGAAGAAUAGUACCAAUUCAAGAACCAGUUGUGACUGAAGCAACAGCUUCUUUGAAGAAAAUUGAUGAUCGGAAACUUCAAGAACAUGUACCUAAAAUUGAAGAACAUGCCAAACGAAUUGUCGAAGAACGGGAAAGUGUCGUUGUAUCAGAGAUCACGAGCGAGGAUACCGCCCCUGAUUUUACCGUCGAAACAAAGCUUGAUCACGCUCAAGUAACCUCGGAAACUUUACAAAAAGUGUCGGUCUCCGAAACACAUGUAGAAACUAGUGUACAAGAAACAAAACGCAUAGAGACAAAACAGAAAAAAGCGAGGAAAACGAAAACGGAAAAGAUAAAAGAAGAUGUUAUAGUACAGGAGAUUGUAGAGCGACAGAAAGAAAACAUAGCUCGCGAAGUUGACGAAAUAAUGGAGGUACUUGACGCGAAAGAAUUUGGUCCAGGGGAAUCUCCCCUUCGGGAACUCGCGACAAUUGGCUACUUAGUUCGACAAGGUGUCUCCGUAAACGAGAUCAAUGAAUGCCUUUAUAGAACUGAAAUCUUUCCUGCUUUAAAAACGCCAGAUGCUCAGAAUGCUUUAGUACAAUUGGUAGAAAGAAAAGGUCAUGGUCCCUUAAUUACUCAAGUACUUACCGAAGAGACAACGACGGACGAGAGCUUCGUUGCAGCAACAGUCGGUUUUCGUGCUUUUAUGAGGAUGGUCGAGCUUCAGCAUGCUACUGUGGAAGAAGUCAUCACGCACUUCGCUCCGGAAGAUUUUAGGCCACGUGCUUGGGAAGUUACUGAAAUUUCCGAGAUCGAGACUGAGCAACGUGCUACAGAAAGAAUAGAUGUUGUUCGCAAAACAGAAGUUCAUUUUAUGGAAAAGAGAGACGAAAGGAAAACUACUCACGCACAGGAUAUUCGAGAAAUUAAAGAAUACGAGGACACACGCCAGGCACACACAACACUGCGCAAACGCAAAGAUAGAAAACCAAGAGAUCAAAUCGAAGAAACAACACAAGAUAGGGAAGAGGGGGUUCAAAUUAUAAAAAUCAAGGAGAUCGAGGAGAUUGAAAAGGAAAGGAAAAAAGAAGCAGAAGAAAUAGAAGAAGAGAUUAUUGAACUUGAACGCGACUCAAAAGGCAGAUUGAUUCGUAAGCAAAAACAAGAUGUGGAAAAGCAAAUAAAAGAAGAGAAGGAGGAGGAGGAGGAAGAAGAAACAAUUACAAAAGUUAGAAAGACAUUAAUACCAAAAAAAUCAGACAUUGGUAAAGAUGAGAUUCAAAUGGAAGAGAUAGAAGAACUUGAAAUAAUAAAAGAUGAAUUGUUACCAUCUAUUCCUUUGAAUGUUUCGAGUCAACGUAAUCAAGUGAUACCGCUAGAUCGUAUAAUCGAACAAGCGCCCGGCAAACCGGAAUCAGAGAAAGCAAAAUACACGUUAGACACUGUCAUCGCAUUAACAGAACAGACAACAUCAGUGCACGAGAAAGAAAUUGACGAGGUAACGAGUGUAAAGCCGACCGAACGUAAAGCCUCAGUAUCAAUCUCACCGAUAGAACCAUACUCUAUUACGGAAACUACAGCACAAAUAUCAACUGAUGAAUUUUCAGGUACAUUCAAAGCUGCUUCUUACGAGGCUACAUCUUCUAUAAUAACAAAAGAAAGUCUUCUCAUUAGCGAAACACUGACGCAUGACGAUGAUGUAACAAAUUUAACAGUAACCAGUCCAGAAAUAAGUAAAAAGGCAGAUGUGCAAGUCACCCUGCAAGAAGCCACAACUAUUAGCGAGACUAUAGUUAGCCAAAGCGAAAUACCUACCGAAGAUUUUAUAGCGCCCUUAGGCGUUACAGCAGAAGACACUAUUUUACCACAAAUAGGCCUUUCAGUUUAUGAAAUACAGGAAAAUUUAGCCGAAGAUAAGUUGGAACCUACGAAAAUGAUGCCUACAAAACCUCGAGUUAAUAUCAACGCAAUCGAACCGCUAAUGGUGGAAGAAGUUUGUCCCGAGGAUAAACCAGGGAAAUAUUAUCCGGAGUUAAUAGUGCCAACCGAAGUCGCCACUGAAAUGGUGAUUUCGCAAACGCAACGUGUCACCGAAGAGAUGAAUGCACCUGAAAAAGAAGGAGCGUACAUUCCAGGUAGAUUACCGCCGAGUCAAACGGCUCAAAUAGGAAUUUCCUAUGAAAACGAAACGGCUGUUAUACGUCAUGAUCUCGUACAAGAACAUGAAGGCGAAUAUGUUCCCGACCGUAAAGUAGAUUCUUUCGAAGCUACAUCAAACAUUACACUUUUAGAAGGAGUCACGAUAUCAACAAUCGACACUCAACAAAAAGAAGACGAUUUAACAAUUGAAGAGAACAAACAGGUCACGGCAGAUUUCAAUGUCAUAGAAAUUAUAUCAGCUGUAACAGUGGAGACAAUGACUUCCGAAAAGGAACGAGAUUAUCAUCCUGAAGAAAAGCCGAUUACUAAAUCGGCUGUUUUAUCUAUAUCUCCACUAGAAAUUGGCUCUGUAACAGAUACAGUCGUUCAAGAGUCCGAAGGAAUUUAUAACCCUGAUCAAAAACCAUCCGAAGUACUGGCGGAAACAUCGGUCAGACCGGAAGAACAUGUUUUAAUAUCUCAAGUUCAAACCGCGGAUUAUCCCGCAGAUCUGAAAGAUACACUUAAGUACGUUUCGGAAAGCGGUGUUGUAUCUGUUCAGUUGACGGAAGCGAAAACUGUACUCGAAACGCUCGCUCACGAUCGAGAAGCUACUAUGGAAGAAGAUACUAAACCGGAAACCCAUACAGUCGAAACAGUUUAUGACGCUGUCAGAAGUGUCGAGAUAACGCAAACCACUUCUAUAGAAAAAGAAGCUGACCUGAAAAUCUUUGAAAUGCCUGAAUCACAUCGCGGUAAAACAGUGCCCACUCAUCCAAUGAUUUCGCUUGAGAUUCAAGAAACUCAACCAGAAAGUAAUGUAGGUGAAAUUACAAAAGAAACUUUAUUAACCGCUACGGCUAAAAUUGAAGCAGUUAGUCUACAAGAGACAGUCGUUGGCGAGACUGUCGCGGCAGAAGAUGUAGCUCCAACAAAACAAAUUGAGAGUCUUGAUACUAAGACUGCGACAAUCUUAAUGGAUCAGAUUGAGAGCUUGCACACUGUGAUGAUUAUAGCUGGCGAAAAAGAAACUGAAUAUGUUAAAAUAGCUGAUAUUAAAGGUGCAUUUGCGAAUACUGAAUAUAUGCCACAAGUUGCUCCAGUAUGCGAACAAGUAAGAACGGAAUCACCGACUGAAGAAUACCGAGCGGAAGAUAAACCUGUGAGUGGACAAGCAUAUGCUUCUUCCGUUCCUAUAGAAACUGUCAGCGUUGCUAUGCAAGAAACCGCGGAAAAGGAAGAUAUUUACAAAGCAGACGUAAAGCCCGAAGAAAAGACAGCAAACAUUGAACUUGCAGAAGCGAGACUUGGCGCUAGCGUUCUAGAAAUAAUUCCGCACGAUCUCGAAAACAUCUACACGCCAGAUACUGAACCACAGACUCAUACAGUUGAAUCAUCCAUAACCAGUCAUACUAUCGCGUCAAAAGCAGAAAUUCUAGUAGAACAAAAGGCUGGAGAAAUAAGUAGUGAUUUACCAAAAGCAAGCAAAGCAACAUUGCAACAAGAAGCUUUGGAAGAGUUAAUAGUGACAGAAACAAAUGUCGGUGAAGCAGAACGAGCUAGAGAGGAAGAUACGCAUCCUGUGAAACAGAACGCCGCAGUUGAAAUAUGCGCUCGAUCUGAAAAAUUGACUAUUACUGAAGUAACUACUGUACUGAAAGAAGAAGAAUUAUCAGUGGAAAAAUUACCGGAUGGACGAAAGGUUAUACUGGAUGUAACUGAGGGUCAUGAGAUAGCCGAAACGCAAGAAAUGAUUCUUGCAAGCAAUGUAAGUGCAUUACAAGAAGAAAAGCCGAUUCAGGAGAGUGCUAAUCAAUUGCAAAGCGGACUAGACAUUGUACAACAGAUGGAAAUAUCCGUAUCUGAGAAAGAAUCGCUUUUAGCAGCGGAUAUAAAACCUGAUGCCAAAACAAUUAAUAUUAUCUUCCAAGAAGAAGAAAGUCUAACGGUUGCGAUUACACAUCCCGAAGAUAAAGAAGAUAUAUUUAGUGAGAAACCAGUACCAAAAACCGCCGAAGCUACGGUCGAUGUAGUAACACAAGGAAUAGCAUCGAAAUUUGAAAUUGUCAGUGACGUUGCUCCAACUGAAUUAUCUACGCAACCUACCCAAGAAGUGCAUCCUAAAACGACAUUAUUGCCAUUUGAAACAGCCGUUGCUGAAGAAGUGCAGACAAGAGAAACCGAAAAGCCUUUCCCUCAUAUGCCAGCACCAGAGAAAACAGCGAAUCUCGAAUUUGUAAUUGGGGAAGGUCUCGUUAUUUCGUCUGUGACAGCAGAGGAUAAAGAAGGCAUAUUUACAGAAAUGGAAAAACCAGAAUCUAAAUCUGCUAUUUUCGAUAUUCCAACUCAUGUAGUAGCACAAGCUGCCGAAAUAAAUGCAACCGAUAAUAUCAGCGAAUUUAAACGUGAAGAGACAAUCUCCGUAAUAGCAACGACUGAGCAUAUUACUCAUCGUAGUAUUGUUACGUCCGAAACCUCAGCCGAUGAUUCAGAACAGCCGAUGUUGGAUUUCGUAAAACCAGAUAAGAAGAGAGUCGAUAUAUCGUUCGAAGAAGAAACUAGCAUUAAUGUAACUGAAACAAUUGCGUCUGACAAAGAGCGAAAAUAUUUAAAAAAACCGGAUAUUCCCUGUGAAAAAGUCACUACUAGUUAUGAUGCUCAUAAAAUCGCCGAACUCACGGAAAUUACACCAGCUAAUUGUCCAGGAGAUCUUGAUAUAAAAGCGCCAAUGAGUGCAGCGGCAAAAGAAGAACAUUUGCCAUUUGAAAGUAUUGUUCAAAGUGAAACUAUUGUAACAGAAACCGAAAUAGAAUUUAAAGAUAAACCUGUAAAAACUAACACAGCCCAGAUAUCCGUUGACGAAAUUAUUAGCGCCAUCAUGUCCACUGAGAUUCUAGCUGAAAAAGAAGACGUUCUUCAAAUUCCUGAAAAACCAACAGAAAAAAGGGCCGAAAUUCAAUUUGCCGGACAUGUAAUUGCCGAGAAAAGUGAAGUCACUCUAGAUUCUAGCGCAGGAGAAUUGACAGAGACAAAACCGGUUUCCGCUUCAGCCAUAUUCUCAAGUAUUCCGUUAGAGACAGUAGUACGAACGGAAACACAACCAACCGAAGCGGAAGCUGCACUCGAAAAAGAUAAAAUGCCAUCCAUGGUUCAAGCUGAUCUUUCUAUGGUAACGGAACAAAGUGUACAGGUAGCCGCAAUAAUUUUAGAAGAUAAAGAAACUGAAUAUAAGCCCACAGAAGCACCAAAACUAAAAACAGCGGAGAAAAUUUUAAUGGAAACUCAUGGCGUUGCUGAAACAACAAUUCAAGUUCCUGACUUUAGCACCAGUGAAAUUGCCAUUAGUGAAACACCACUAACUGCCGUUGCAAUUCCAGAUCACGUGGUCUUUAAUCCACUACUGGAAUCACAACCCGUUAUUCAAGAAGGAGAAGAGCAAUUUGUGCCAACGCUAAUGCCAGAAAAUAAAACUGUGAAUAUUGAUAUGGAAGAAGGCAAAGCAAUUGUGAGUAUAGCACAUAUAACACCUGCAGAUAAAGAAUCAUUGUAUGUCGUUGAUGAGCAACCACAUAAACAUGCUGCUUCACUCGGAAUCGAUGCUACUACUCACAGUAUAGUCGAAACGACUACGAUAGCUAUCGAAGAUUCUGUAGGAAAAGUCACUAUUGAAAAACCGGAUGUUAAAACGAUAUCGUCUACACAAGAAGUAUAUCAAAGUCUCUUGGUGACUGAAGAUCUGAUUCAAGAUCAAGAGAAACCCUUCGAAGGAAAAUUUAUACCAGAACAACACAAAGUAGAAUUAUCCAUCGAAGAAGACAAGCGCGUUAUCUCCGUUACGGAAAUUAAAGCGGCUGACAAAGAAGCUCCUCUCGAAACGAUACAAGAAGACAGAUCUCAUUCGGCACUCUCGAUUAUUAUUCCUGGUCAUGAAGUUGCCGAGAAGUCUGAGAUAAUUCUUAACUCAAGUACAAGCGAGAUCAAUGAAGUUGCAGCACCAACAAAAGCAACCGCAUUAAUUGGACAGAAACCUUUUGAGACAGUGCAACUGACGGAACAAAUCCCUGUAGAAAAAGAAAUGGACAGAAUUCAGGAAACACCAUUGGCAAAAACAAGCGCACGAGUUAUUUUAGAUGAAAAUAGAUUUGUUGCUAUUACAGAAUCUACUACUACUCAAGAUGUUGAAGCGGAAUUUAUUAUAGAGAAACUCCGCAAAGAAGCGGCAAAUAUUUCAAUAGAAGGUAAAGAAGUAGCCGAACGAUUGGAAAUUAACUUACGAGAGGGACUCGGAGAAUUGCCUGUGGCAUUGAAACCAAUUACGCACGAAGCACAUCAAACGCAAUCUACCUUGGAAAGCAUAGACAUCAGUGAAACUAUUUCUCAAGAACAAAGCACAAUAUUCGCUGACAAAUUCAAACCUGAUACACGCAGUGCUGAAAUUAGUUUCGUAGAAGGAAAGAGUAUUACUGUAGAUCAUGUCAUUACACAAGACAAAGAAAAUAUAAUAAAUAUUUCCAAAUACGAAGAAAGUACAGCUGAAAUAAAAUUAACAAAACUUGGCAUGGAUAUUGCCCAAAAAGCUCAAGUAUUUAUUGAACAAAAUAUCGAUAUUGUUAAACCAUUUGAAAAGGUUGAGGCGGAAGCCCAUAUAAAACAGGAUGCAUUUCAACCUAUCAUUAUCGAAGAAAUUCCAAGCAUUGAAAGUGAAGAUACUUUCGAUAAAUAUCCGAAAAUCAUAUCCAGCACAGCUAAGCCAACAUUUGAAGAAGGUCAUGGCAUAUCUGUCACGGAAGUAACAUCUGGCGAAGUCGAAGUAUCAUUAGAAGAGAAAAGACAUGAAACAUCGCAAACAGCUAUCCCUACUAUAGUUACCGAAUGUGAUACGAUAGAAACUGUGAUGGUGGAAUCACGAAUCGACGUUCCUGAACAAAUACCUGAUCGUACUUCAGUACCUCAAGUGGCUACAACAGCCCAAGAAACAUUUGAGAGCAUUAUUGUUAAUGAGAAUCUUGUCGAAGAAAAUGAAAAAACUUUCGAAGGUCUUUUCAAACCUACGACGCAAAAAGCAAACAUUGAUAUAUCAGAUGUAAAACCAUUACAAAUUUCAGAAAUAAUUACUGAAGACAAGGAAGAAGCUCUAGAUAUUGUUUCAAAGCGAGCUGAAGUUAAAGCUACGCAAGACAUUGAUCUGUACCAAACUAUCGAAGGUUCUUUCGUUGAAAGUAUGCAAAGUAUCAAAGAACUUCGGGAAGAAAAACCACUUUCUUCUCAAGCAACUAUGAUUCAAACCACCGUAGAAACAAUAAUCAGUUCUGAAACAACACCCGCUGAAAAAGAGGAUACAUUUGAGAGCAAAUUCAAGCCUGAGGAACAAAAAGGAAAACCACAAUUUGAAAGUCUUACUACGGUCGUAAUUUCCGAAGUAGCUUCUAAUGAAAUUGUAGACAUUUUGCCUGAAGCCAUUGUACCAAAAGAACGUCAAGCAGAACCGAAUUUAAUGGGCAGAGAAGCUGCGGAAACCCUUCAAAUAAUUACAGCAAUUAUGGCCGAAGAUCUUGCAAAAGCUGCUAAAUUAGACGAACAAAAAGGUAAACCAGGACUUGAAGAAUUAUCGUCCGUAACUGUUUCUGAAAUCGUUUCUAAUGAGGCUGAAAACGUUCUAGUUAGUGAAACUAUUCCGAAAGAUCGUAAAGCCGAUUUCAGUAUUUCUGGUAGAGAAGCUGCAGAAUCUCUUCAAAUAGUUACAGCAAGCAUGACCGAAGAUCUUGUAAAAUCUACUAAAUUAGAUGAACAAAGAGGUAAACCAGGACUCGAAGAAUUAUCAUCCAUAACUGUUUCCGAAAUCGUUUCCAAUGAAACUGAAGACGUCCUAAUUAGUGAAACUAUUCCACAAGACCGUAAGGCUGAUUUCAGUGUUUCUGGUAGAGAAGCUGCGGAAUCUCUUCAAAUAGUUACAGCGAGCAUAACCGAAGACCUUGCAAAAGCUGGUAAAUUAGACGAACAAAGAGGUAAGCCUGGACUCGAAGAAUUAUUAUCCGUGACCGUUUCCGAAAUCAUUUCCAAUGAAAUUGAAGACGUUCUAAUUAGCGAAGUAACUCCGAAAGAUCGCAAGGCUGAUUUUAGUAUUUCUGGAAGAGAAGCCGCGGAAUCUCUUCAAAUAGUUACAGCAAGCAUGACCGAAGAUCUUGCAAAAGCUGCUAAAUUAGACGAACAAAGAGGUAAACCAGGACUCGAAGAAUUAUCGUCCGUAACUGUUUCCGAAAUCGUUUCCAAUGAAGCUGAAGACGUACUAAUUAGUGAAACUAUUCCACAAGAUCGUAAAGCUGAUUUAAGUAUUUCUGGUAGAGAAGCCGCGGAAUCUCUUCAAAUAGUUACAGCGAGUAUGACCGAAGAUCUUGCAAAAGCUGCUAAAUUAGACGAACAAAGAGGUAAACCAGGACUGGAAGAAUUAUCGUCCGUAACUGUUUCCGAAAUCGUUUCCAAUGAAGCUGAAGACGUCCUAAUUAGUAAAACUAUUCCAAAAGACCGUAAGGCUGAUUUCAGUAUUUCUGGUAGAGAAGCCGCGGAAUCUCUUCAAAUAGUUACAGCAAGCAUGACCGAAGACCUUGCAAAAGUUGCUAAAUUGGAUGAACAAAAAGGUAAACCAGGACUCGAAGAAUUAUCGUCCGUAACUGUUUCUGAAAUUGUUUCCAAUGAAGCUGAAGACAUUUUAAUUAGUGAAACUGUUCCGAAAGAUCGUAAGGCUGGUUUCAGCAUUUCCGGUAGAGAAGUUGCUGAAACAAGUCAAGUAACAACAAUGUUUGGAAUCGAUGAGCUUGCUACAGAAAAACUCGAAGAACAAAAAGGCAAAGAAAAAGUUGAUGAAUUAACUCCAUUGACCAUUUCACAGAUAAUUUCUAAUGAAGCCGAAGAAAUAUUAGUUACUGCCGAUUUUCCUACAGAAAAAACAGCACAAUCAGAUUUGUUUGGUAGAGAUAUUGCAGAAACAACAUUGGUCUUAACAAUGGCUAGUGUUGAAGAAUUUAUCCAAAAACAAGAAGCCGAGAAGCAGACAGGUAAACCUAGUCUUGAAGAACUCACGUCUUUAACAAUUUCUCAAAUUGUAUCUCAGGAAACCGAAGAUGUCCUUGCCAGUCCCACGGUACCGACCGAGAGAAUAGCGCAAACAAGUUUGUACGGUAGAGACGUAGCUGAGACUAUGGAAAUUACAACUAUAUCAAAUGUAGAUGAAUUUGUUGAAAUUCAAAAACCUGACUUACAAAAAGGAAAACCAAAUCUCGAAGAAUUAUUAUCUUUAAGUGUAACACAAACUGUAUCUAACGAAGCAGAAGCUCUACUGCCCAGCCCAGAGAUGCCUACAGAAAAAACGGCGCAAACCAAUUUAUUUGGCAGAGAUAUUGCUGAAACAAAUCAAAUUUUAACAAUGAUAAGCACAGGAGAAUUUUUAGAACAAACAUCACCUGACGAACGUAAAGGGGAGAUCAAAAUUGAAGAAUUAUCCUCGCUAACAGUAUCUCAGGUACUAUCUCAUGAAAUCGAAGAAACUUUCCAAAGUCCUAAUGUACCUAGUGGACUCACAGCAAUGCCUAUGAUGUCUGGUAGGGAAAUUGCCCAGACUUCUCAGGUACUUACUGUUGCAAAUGUUGAAGAAUUUGUGAAACCCAAAGGUCCGGAAGAACAAAAAGGUAAACCACGCUUGGAUGAAUUUUCGUCAUUGAUAGUUUCUCAAGUAAUAUCUACUGAAACAGAAGAACAAUUGCCAAGUCAAGAAAAGUUAGAUGACAAAACAGCCGCACCAAGUUUCUCAGGAAGGGAGAUUGCUGAAAAGAUUGAAAUCAUUACCGCUGCAAAUGUUGAACAAAUACCUGAAUCAAAGAAAAAGGAUGAACAGAAGGGAAAACCAGAUAUCGAAGAAAUGAGUUUCAUUACUGUAUCCGAAGUAAUAUCUACAGAAGCGGAACAAGAAUUACCAACUCAAGAAGCUCCAAAAGAAUAUAAAGCUUUACCAAAAAUUUCUAGUAUAGAAGUUGCAGAAACUUCAGAAGUUUUAACAGUAAGCAAUGUUAAAGAAUUCGUUAAAUCAGAAGCUCCCGAAGAACACAAAGGUAAACCAAACUUAGAAGAACUGAUAUCAUUGUCCAUCUCAGAAGUGGCUUUCAGUGAGGCAGAGAAACGGCUAUUAACUCCAGAGGAACCAACUAAACAAAUAGCUGAACCGAGCAUGCUGGAUAUGCAUGUUGCUGAAAAAUCUCAAGUGGUUGCAUCAUCAACAACAGAAGAGAUAACAGAAUCUACUAAACCUGAAAUGAAAAAAUUAACACCAGAACAAAUACCAUUUGAAAGUAUACAACAAACGCAAUCAAUUCCUCAUGAAAGUGAACAUUUCCUUAUCAUCGAUAAAGCAGCACCAAGCGUAAUAGCCGAAAUUUCCUUCCGUGUUUCUGAAAGCAUUGAAGUUACUCAAGUGACCGCUACUGAAAAAGAAGCAAAGGAAAUUAUAAAAGAGCUAGCUAAAGAAGUGAGCGCGCAAGCCGAUAUAACUGAAAGAAAAGUUGCUCUAAAGACCGAAGUUCUUCCAGAAAAUAUAGCGUCAGAAUUUACAGUAUCGAAACUAGAAGGUAAAAUAGCUCACACAAUAAGAGACAAGAAGCAGGGAGUAAUAGUUACCGAAUUACAAAACACAGCUGAAAUUGAAUCAAAUCUGCCUGAGUCCGUAGUACCACUAGCAAAGUUAGCGAGUACAUCUAUAGAAGCCAACUACAUGGAAAAAGUUGAGGAAACAACAGCAGAAUCAGCGCAACAACAUGACAUCACAAUUACACAACACAUCACAAAACACGAUACAACAACACAUCAUCCAACGAAUGAUUCUGAUAUUGAAAUAACUGAAGAAUAUACCACUAAAUUUAGACGUGGCAGCAAAAACGAUGAAACAGCAGCGGUUAAAACAAAGAAAACAAUAAUACGAAAAAAGAAACUAGGCGGCAAAUCUAAACAAGAAAAAGUAGUCGUAAUCGAAGAAGAACUUGAAAAUAUAAAAUCACGCUUACCAUCAAUCCCAAAGAAGCAGUUUAUGCAAAUAGAAGAAGUAGUGGGAACGACCGGAAUAGAAGAAAUAGCACCAACAAAAAUUGAAGAAUUAGAAGAUAUACCACAUAAAAUAGAAGAAACAACAGAGAUAGUAAUAGAACAGAUACCAACGACAACCAAUAAAAACGGUACAAAAUAUAAAAAAGAAAAAGAAAACAUUAUUCCGUACCAUACUAUUAUCAAAACUAAAGAAGAAAACAGCCAAAACCAAGCAAAAGAUAAAAAUAACACAGAAAAAAUUCCACAAGAAACAAUUAAAAAAAAAAUUAUAAAAAAAAGAAAACAAAAACAGCAAGUGACGGAAAAAGUCACUGUCGAGGAAAAAGGAAAAGCACCCGUCACCACGGUUACCGAAGGCCCUGAUGAGGAAAUUGUAGAAGAAACUGUUUUACCUUUACCUCAACUGGAAUUGGCAAAACCUGUCGAAGUAGAGGAAAUUCGGGAGCAAGUUACUGUCACCGA
This is a messenger RNA of Linepithema humile (Argentine ant), 33635 nucleotides long. The record is from RefSeq and is a predicted model, not a curated record. NCBI's taxonomy places the organism in Eukaryota, Metazoa, Arthropoda, Insecta, Hymenoptera, Formicidae.